Messenger RNA from Condylura cristata (star-nosed mole), 3228 nucleotides. It is a transcript of the gene THAP12, whose product is annotated as protein-kinase, interferon-inducible double stranded RNA dependent inhibitor, repressor of (P58 repressor). The record is from RefSeq and is a predicted model, not a curated record. Gene Ontology annotation, molecular function: protein dimerization activity. Lineage: Eukaryota; Metazoa; Chordata; Mammalia; Eulipotyphla; Talpidae. Bases 22 to 2310 code for a protein of 762 amino acids. The transcript has 5 exons.
CCGGCCGGCGGGCGGGCGACGAUGCCGAACUUCUGCGCGGCCCCCAACUGCACGCGGAAGAGCACGCAGUCGGACCUGGCCUUCUUCAGGUUCCCGCGGGAUCCGGCCAGAUGCCAGAAGUGGGUGGAGAAUUGUAGAAGAGCAGACUUAGAAGAUAAAACACCUGAUCAGCUAAAUAAACAUUAUCGAUUAUGUGCCAAACACUUUGAGACCUCUAUGAUCUGUAGAACUAGUCCAUAUAGGACAGUUCUUCGAGAUAAUGCAAUACCAACAAUUUUUGAUCUUACCAGCCAUUUGAACAAUCCACAUAGUAGACACAGAAAACGAAUAAAAGAAUUGAGUGAAGAUGAAAUCAGGACACUGAAACAGAAAAAAAUUGAAGAAACUUCUGAACAGGAGCAAAAACAUAAAGAAAUAAACAACAGCAAUGCUCAGAACCCCAGUGCAGAAGAAGGGUGUGAAGAACACGAUGAGGACAUUUUACCAUUAACCCUUGAAGAGAAGGAAAAUAAGGAAUACCUGAAAUCUUUAUUUGAAAUUUUGAUUCUUAUGGGAAAACAAAAUAUACCUCUGGAUGGACAUGAGGCAGAUGAAAUCCCAGAAGGUCUCUUCACUCCUGAUAACUUUCAGGCAUUGCUAGAGUGCCGGAUAAAUUCUGGUGAAGAGGUUCUGAGAAAGCGCUUUGAGACAACAGCAGUAAACACAUUGUUCUGUUCGAAAACACAGCAGAAACAGAUGCUAGAUAUUUGUGAGAGCUGCAUCCGGGAAGAAACCCUCAGGGAAGUAAGAGACUCUCACUUUUUUUCCAUUAUCACUGAUGAUGUAGUGGACAUAGCAGGGGAAGAGCACCUUCCUGUGUUGGUGAGGUUUGUUGAUGAAUCUCAUAACCUGAGAGAGGAAUUCGUGGGCUUUCUGCCUUAUGAAGCUGAUGCAGAAAUUUUAGCCGUGAAAUUUCACACUACAAUAACAGAGAAGUGGGGACUAAACAUGGAGUAUUGUCGUGGCCAGGCAUACAUUGUGUCCAGUGGAUUUUCUUCCAAAAUGAAAGUUGUUGCUUCUAGACUAUUAGAGAAAUACCCUCAAGCUAUCUACACACUUUGCUCUUCCUGUGCCUUAAAUAUGUGGUUGGCCAAAUCAGUGCCUGUUACAGGAGUAUCUGUUGCAUUAGGAACAAUUGAGGAAGUUUGUUCCUUUUUUCAUCGAUCACCACAACUACUAUUAGAGCUUGACAGUAUAAUUUCUGUCCUCUUUCAGAGUAAUGAAGAAAGGGGUAAAGAACUGAAGGAAAUUUGCCAUUCUCAGUGGACAGGCAGGCAUGAUGCUUUUGAAAUUUUAGUGGACCUCCUGCAAGCACUUGUUUUAUGUUUAGAUGGUAUCAAUAGUGACACAAACAUUAGAUGGAAUAACUGCAUAGCUGGCCGAGCAUUUGUGCUUUGUAGUGCAGUAACAGAUUUUGAUUUCAUUGUUACUAUCGUCGUUCUUAAAAAUGUUCUGUCUUUUACAAGAGCUUUUGGGAAAAAUCUCCAGGGGCAAACUUCUGAUGUCUUCUUUGCCGCCAGUAGCUUGACUGCAGUGCUACAUUCACUAAAUGAAGUGAUGGAAAAUAUUGAAGUUUAUCAUGAAUUUUGGUUUGAGGAAGCCACAAAUUUGGCAACCAAACUUGAUAUUCAGAUGAAACUCCCUGGAAAAUUCCGUAGAGCUCAGCAAGGUAACCUGGAAUCUCAGCUGACUUCUGAGAGUUACUAUAAAGAAACUCUAAGUGUUCCAACAGUGGAGCAUAUUAUUCAGGAACUGAAAGAUAUAUUCUCAGAACAGCACCUGAAAGCUCUUAAGUGCUUAUCUCUGGUACCUUCUGUCAUGGGACAGCUCAAAUUCAACACAUCGGAGGAGCACCAUGCUGACAUGUACAGAAGUGACUUACCCAAUCCUGACACGCUAUCAGCCGAGCUGCACUGUUGGAGAAUUAAGUGGAAACACAGAGGGAAAGACAUAGAGCUUCCAUCCACCAUUUAUGAAGCCCUUCACCUGCCAGAUAUCAAGUUUUUUCCUAAUGUUUACGCACUGCUGAAGGUUCUUUGUAUUCUUCCCGUCAUGAAAGUUGAAAAUGAACGCUAUGAAAAUGGGCGAAAGCGUCUGAAAGCAUACCUAAGGAACACUUUAACAGACCAAAGGUCAAGUAACUUGGCUUUGCUUAACAUAAAUUUUGAUAUAAAACAUGAUCUGGAUUUAAUGGUGGACACAUAUAUCAAACUCUACACAACUAAACCUGAACCUCCUACAGAUAAUUCGGAAACCAUUGAAAACACCUAAAAGACUUUUAAAAUAGGCUUUCUCCUAUAUUUGACAUUUGAGAAAAUCUGAAUGGAAUUUGAAAACAUUUUACAGAAAAGCUGUAAGGUGAUAUAGGCCUCUUAAUCACUGAGUAUCUUGAUGUAUAGUUCUCCCAUUGAGUACAUUAUCCAUUGGCAAUCUGCCUGUUUAAGUGGCCCAGGCUGAACUCAUGCUUUGGAGACCUACUGUCUUUCCAGAAGAUAGCUUGAAAGUGCUACUUACACUUGUGUGUGAGUUCUGCUAGUGGCACUUUGAAACUGUUUUAGUUUAGUCAUUUUAGAUACAACAUUAUCACUGUGGAUCCAUUUGUCAGGUCUUGAGGUAUCAGUUCUUUGGAGAAAUUUGAGGACGGGAUACAUUGUAUAAAAUGUUACCUUGAAGCUAAUGACUGAGGAGUCUUAACGGUCUUGUUAAAAAUCUAUAAUGGAUAGUUCAGGGAAUUACUAGAUAGUGAGAGGAGGAGUGUGUGAGCUUGCCAAAUGAGGGCUUUGGUGUAGAUUUUAUCUUUUAUUAAAUGAACUGGAAAGGACAAGUUACAGUUUGAAGGGGAGAGCCUGCUGUUCCACUUCUGGCUGUUGCUGUUUACAUUCCUUUGCUGAGCCUACAUCUUUGUAAGCUUCUUAGCAGGUGUAUGUCGAAAGCUUCUGUUUCAUGGUCGGGACAGGAUCGGAGGCCAUGGAUACGGACAACUGAUUUGUCUGUUUUCUUAUGUCUUUUUUCCAUGACUGUGUCUACUGCCUCGUCUUGAUUUAUAAGCAAAUCCUGGAAAACCUACAAAAAUAAGUCUUUUGUGGUUUAUCUAGGAAGAAUACAGAAAAUAUUGCUGUUAUUUUUGGUGAAGAAAAUCAAUUUUGUAUAGUUUAUUUCAGCCUAAAUAAAAUGUGAAUUUUGUUUAAU